This is a messenger RNA of Penaeus chinensis, 680 nucleotides long. RefSeq lists its product as uncharacterized. NCBI's taxonomy places the organism in Eukaryota, Metazoa, Arthropoda, Malacostraca, Decapoda, Penaeidae. The transcript has 2 exons. The coding region runs from base 13 to 594 and encodes 193 amino acids. The record is from RefSeq and is a predicted model, not a curated record.
AAUCCUGCAGAGAUGAAGUACUUGGUGUUUGUGCUCCUGGUGGCUGCCGCUUGCGCUUCUGAGGUGGAGAAGCGAGAGGCGGAGCCAAGUCGUGCCUAUAACUAUGGCUACGGUCUCCACCACCACGCCUACUACCCCCGCACCUACUAUCACCCCUACCACAACUCUUACCACCACCACCACAAGAGGUCCGCUGAGCCUGAGGCCGAAGCUGAACCUUCUUACGGUUCCUACCACUACCGAGGCUACUACCGCCCCUAUUCCUACGGAUACCAACCACACCACUACACUCCCUACGUCCACCACCACCACAAGAGGUCCGCUGACCCCGUUGCUGAGGCCGAACCCAGCUACGGCUACGGCUACAAGUCCUACCACCCCGUGUAUCCCCGUUACUACCACUCCUACCACCCACACUCCUACUCCCCCUACGCCCACAGCCACCACAAGAGGUCCGCUGACCCCGUUGCUGAGGCUGAACCCAGCUAUGGCUACGGUUACAAGACCUACCACCCACGCCCCUACCACUCCUACCGCCCACACUCCUACCACGCCUAUCCUUCUUACGGCCACACCCACUACGGCUACCACUGAGGCACCAGGAGAAUCAUAACUUAAUCCCAUUUUCAUGAGCUUUACUAGCAAAGCAAAACUUCUUUAGCAAAAAAUAAACAUUAUUU